This is a messenger RNA of Onychostruthus taczanowskii (white-rumped snowfinch), 1027 nucleotides long. It is a transcript of the gene NEUROD4, whose product is annotated as neuronal differentiation 4. Gene Ontology annotation, biological process: nervous system development; regulation of DNA-templated transcription. The transcript has 2 exons. The coding region runs from base 44 to 1027 and encodes 327 amino acids. Gene Ontology annotation, molecular function: protein dimerization activity. The record is from RefSeq and is a predicted model, not a curated record. Lineage: Eukaryota; Metazoa; Chordata; Aves; Passeriformes; Passeridae.
GCGAGUGACACAAGUGACAGCGGGGACUCGCUGUGGUGCCCAGAUGCCCCAGAGCUGCGCCAAGCCCUCGGACAUGGCCGAGCUCGUCAGCAGCCAGGCCUGGAUGGGCGACGUGCCGGCAGCCAAGGCCGAGCUGAAGGAGGGGGACACCAGGAGCGCUCCCUUCGCGCCGGUGCCGGCCCUGGAGGAGCACGACAGCGUGGAGGAGGAGGAGGAGGAGGAAGAGGACGGCGAGAAGCCCAAGAGGAGGGGCCCGAAGAAGAAGAAGAUGACCAAGGCCAGGCUGGAGCGGUUCCGCGCGCGGCGGGUCAAGGCCAACGCCCGCGAGCGCACGCGGAUGCACGGCCUGAACGACGCCCUGGACAACCUGCGCAGGGUCAUGCCCUGCUACUCCAAAACCCAGAAGCUCUCCAAGAUCGAGACACUGCGGCUGGCCAGGAACUACAUCUGGGCCCUGUCCGAGGUGCUGGAGACGGGGCAGACACCCGAGGGGAAGAGCUUCGUGGAGAUGCUGUGCAAGGGGCUCUCGCAGCCCACCAGCAACCUGGUGGCCGGCUGCCUGCAGCUGGGAGCGCAGCCGCUCUUCCUGGAGAAGCACGAGGAGAAGCCCUGCGAGGCAGCCCUGCCUGGCCACUCCUUCGGCUACCAGGGGCUGCCCAGCCCCCCCUACGGCUCCAUGGAGUCCCACCUGCUGCACCUGAAGCCGCCGGCCUUCAAGAGCCUGGUGGAGGCUUCCUUCGGGAGCCACCCCUCUGACUGCUCCACGCCCCCCUACGAGGGGCCCCUGACGCCGCCCCUGAGCAUCAGCGGGAACUUCUCCCUGAAGCAGGACGGCUCCCCGGAGCUGGAGAAGUCCUACCCGCCCUUCAUGGCCCACUACCCCUCGGUCAGCCUGGCCGGAGCCCACGGCCACGGCUCGCACUUCCAGGGCUCCGUGCCCCGCUACGAGAUCCCGCUGGACGUCGCCUUCGAGUCCUUCCCGCCGCACGUGGCCGGGCCCCAGCUCGGCGCCAUCUUCAACGAGUAG